UGCGUCCCAAACACCGUCCUACCAGACCCGUCCCAAAUCCACCGCGGUCCGGAUGGGCGAGACCGUCACCCUGUACUGUUCCUUCCACCGUCUGAGGAACAAACCGGUCAUGUGGCUGGGGCCGCCAAACUUCCAGGUGAUUGCCAGCGGUCGUGAUGUAGACGUGAAUAAGUACAGCAGGCACGCGAUAGUCGGGGACGCAAGGAGAGGGGAGUUCAACCUGAAGAUCCAUGACGUCAGGCCUGGGGAUGAGGGGGACUACAGGUGUACUGUCUUCUCCGUCCCACCUGCACAGGACGCCAGGAUAACAGUCAUCGUGCCUCCUCCCAGCCCUCCCACUAUCACGGGCGAGACCAUGGAGCUGCGCGCGGGGAAGGGGCUGGUCCUGACGUGCCGCUCGGUCGGGGGGAGGCCGCUGCCCCGCCUGUCCUGGUACAACGGCACGCAGAAGUUCGUCAUACCCGCUGCGGACGAGGACGAAGGGAAUGCACCCGGCGAGGUGUCUCUGACUCUCCUGGUGCGCUUCCUGUCCAAGUGGGACAACAGAGCCAACUUGACCUGCCGGUCCGACCAGGGGUACCCGGAUGUAGUCAGGCCCCAGCAGACGACGGCCAUACUGAACGUACAGUACUCCCCGACUGUAAAAGCCGAGCAGACGUCUGUGACGGUUACGGAGGGACAGCCCGCCAACCUGACGUGCCACGCCGAGGGGAACCCGCGCCCCGUCAUCAGGUGGAAGAAACUGGCGGGAAGCAUGUCGCAAAACAGGCUGGAAAGGACUCGGACCACGGCUGCAGCUGACAGUUCUAAUGAUGAGGAAAUGGCCGAGGCACAUGGAGCGGAUGGGGUGUGGGGUUCCAAAUGUCUGUCCGCAGAGCAGUUGGGCAUCGGUCCAAACUGGAAGACUCUUAACAGUCACUUCAUCCUCCAAGCUCCAUCCUCAACCUACUUAGGAAGUCAUGAUUCUGAUUGA
Branchiostoma floridae (Florida lancelet) is the source of this 973-nucleotide messenger RNA. RefSeq names its product cell adhesion molecule 2-like. Gene Ontology annotation, biological process: cell-cell adhesion. The record is from RefSeq and is a predicted model, not a curated record. Bases 53 to 973 code for a protein of 306 amino acids. The transcript is spliced from 6 exons. Gene Ontology annotation, molecular function: cell adhesion molecule binding. Gene Ontology annotation, cellular component: cell-cell junction. NCBI's taxonomy places the organism in Eukaryota, Metazoa, Chordata, Leptocardii, Amphioxiformes, Branchiostomatidae.